AUGGCUGAUCAAGUGUCCAUCUGGAUGUAUGAUCCAUCCUUUCCCCUUGCUGUAGUCGGGACUGUAGUCUACGGCAUCAUCUUUCUCAUCCUUGCCUACCAGACUCUUAUCAAAUAUCGAGCUUGGUUCUUUAUCGUUGUCGUUGUAGGCUCAGCCGUUGAGGUUGCCGCCUAUAACCUUAGGAUACAUUCUGUCCAGAACCAGUCCGAGAUAACACCCUUCGUUAUGACACUGACUUACACUGUUCUUGCUCCUGUUCUUAUAGCAGCAGGGAACUACCUCCUCAUCAGCCGUCUCAUCCUCGCUGUUCUUCCUCUAUCUCGUCAUCGAAUCCUCAAGAUUCCAGGCCGACGCCUGACACCAAUUUUCGUUGGAUGUGACAUUGUUGCGUUCCUUGUCCAGGGUAGCGGCUCUGGAAUUGCGAGCUCUGAUAACUGGAAGGGGGAGAUGGAAAGAAUCGGAGUCAAGGUGCUCAUAGCUGGUUUAUCGUUCCAACUCGUCGCCUUCACUCUAUUCCUCUGUGUUUUCAGGCGAUUCCAUGUUCUUGCAGGUCGUAUGGCUGUCGAUAGCGCACCCAAAGGUUGGCAAAAGGUGGUUCUUGCAGUAUACAUUUCUAGUAUCUUGAUCAUGACCCGUUGUAUCUUUCGAGUUAUCGAGUUUGCUGGCGGCAGAGAUUCUUAUGCAUUCAGCCAUGAGUGGCUCUUUUGGGUUUUCGAGAGUUUACCUAUGGUCGGUGCCAUCGGGAUCUUCUGCAUCUAUCAUCCCAGCAAGUACUUGGGUAAACAUGGGGCUCGAUUCAAGGUUGUUCAGCCAGAAGAAAGUGUGGGACUGGCUGAACGACGGAAGUAG
Molecule: messenger RNA, 849 nt
Organism: Fusarium coffeatum
Lineage: Eukaryota; Fungi; Ascomycota; Sordariomycetes; Hypocreales; Nectriaceae
Exons: 3
Coding region: 1-849 (282 amino acids)
Cellular component (GO): membrane
Source: RefSeq, a predicted model, not a curated record